AUGUCAGAUCAAUUCGCUACCAGCGAUCUUGGCAGCAAAGAAGGCUUAGCCGGGGACAAGCUCAGAGAAAAAGCCUCGCUGGCGGCAUCAAGAGCAACCGCAGCAGACAACCAGACUGUCCCCUCUGACUAUAUAGAGACAGAAUUCCAACACUAUAAUUCCCUUCUCAUCCAGUUGCUAAACAUUAUCUCGCAUGGCGAAGACGAGGAUAUGUCCCGCAUGAUUUCCGUUAUCCGCUCGGGCGCAUCCCAUCGCCAGAUCUUCGACUUUAUCAAACAACCCCGACAACCAAACGAGAUGAAAUAG
This is a messenger RNA of Penicillium manginii, 306 nucleotides long. RefSeq lists its product as uncharacterized. Lineage: Eukaryota; Fungi; Ascomycota; Eurotiomycetes; Eurotiales; Aspergillaceae. The record is from RefSeq and is a predicted model, not a curated record. The coding region runs from base 1 to 306 and encodes 101 amino acids. The transcript has 2 exons.